UACAUCCGUUGUUCUGCGAUUUCUGAAAAUUUUAUAUCAAGUCGCCUGAGCCAGUCUCCUGCGUAGUUUCCUCUUGUGGUUUCUUAGGGCGAGAUGAUAGGGGCAGAGGGUUGUUCGGGGUUCCUGUUACAAACCUCUCUCUCUCACACACACAGGAGAAACGCCUCUGCAGUUUAUUUCAGGCAGGAAGCUGUAAGAACACAGUAACCCGGCUGCUCUAGGAGCAGCAGAAGUCAACAUUUAAUGGGUCUAACGUUCCGGCUUAACCCUUCUGUCCAGACCUUUCGCUUUCCGAUCUGAGCGAGCCCACCCCCCAGCCAUAGGACCAGAGCCGGGCUUUUUAUUUUGUGAAUUACAAAGCAAAAAGACAUUGUAACUCAAGGGAGGGAGUCCCCAGAACUGCAAGGGGGGAGCUGGGGGAGAGGCGGCUGGAUGAACGGAGCGGAGCAGCUGAGACCUGCUCCUGCUGUCCUGCGAUGUGAAGGUAGAUCACAUUGGAGACGGACAACUGAAAGGUGGGGAGCACCGAUCAUCCGGUGAGUGAAAUAGCUCACGGUCAGGAUUGCUUGGCUGCAUCUGGGUAACGAGAAUUCCGCCUCGAGCAUGCCUGCCUCCGUAACCAACUCAUCCCACACGGACUCCGGACCACCUUUAAACCAGCAGAGUUCGGAUCCGAACAGGACAAACAGUACAGACACAAAUUCAAAAACACCAGCAACAGUUCUCUUUCAGGAUCCUCCGCUCCACGCUCGCAGCAAUGCGCCGGCACCUAACCUCUCUACAGUCAGCCCUGCCUCAGCUGAGGGUCACACUCUCUCAGAAUUGCAAAGGACCCACUCUGUACUACAUCCUCAGGUGAAUUCAUACUCUCAACAAACAGUAUUUCAACUCCAUCUCAAACAUCAAAAACUACAGUGAAUUACUAAGCAAGAAGCCCUCCAUUUUGACUGACAAUUUCCCCCAGCCAAAAUGUGCGUCUUGUUUCGAAUGUCACUUUUACUGGGUUAUUUCCUAUACUGGACCAUAGUUCAAGCUGAAAUGCAUGUUUACCGUACUCCUGGAAGCUCUGUCUUCUUUCCUGGAGUGGAUGAGGAGCAAAAGAACAAGGCUCAACAUUUUCGAUGGAAAUUUUCCAAUGGGAAUGCAGAGGAUGGAAUCACUAAACCAGUGCUGCAGUUUCAAAGAGGGGAUAUGCAACCUUCUGUAUUAAAAAUGUACAGGGGUCGUCUUGAUUUCUUCCGUAAUAAUGGAUCAUUGAUCCUCCAUCAUUUAACUUCUUCAGAUGAAGGUCUUUAUACCCUUCAGAUCAAUCUGCAAAAUUCCACAGCUCAAGCUAUUCAUCUUCGGGUGAUAGAUGAGCUACCGCAACCCUCGAUAUUCAGCAACUCCAGCAGCCUCCAUUCCACCAUCAUGCUGAUCUGUGUUGUUUCCGACCAGCCUCAGGAGUAUCAAUGGCAGAAAGAUGGAGGGAACAUCUCUGAAUAUCACUUGCUAGUAAAUGAGAACAGAAGCCUAAUCAUCCCGAAUGCUCAGAAGAACACGUGUGGGGUGUAUACAUGCAUUGUAAUCAAUCCCGUCAGCUCUCGCCAGGCUGAUUACAUAGUAACUAUUUAUGGCAUUGCAUCAGAGCAAUACGUAAUUAUUGCUGCAGCAAUCGUAGGAUUGAUAUUCUCUGCGGUCUCUUUUGUUACAUUAAUGCUGCAGUGCUGUCUGAAUGAAGAACUCAGUAAUCAAGCGCAAAAGAAGUUUUUCCUGAUCUUACUCGUUGGUAACAUUAUUUCUCUUAUUGCCAUUCUCAUUGCCCUCAUUUCCUGGCUUUGUAUUCAAGGUGUUACAAUUGUGCCUCUAGCGACGUUACUGUUUGUUUCCAUCGUUUUGGUGUUUGCUGUGAUUGCCAUGAUCAAUGUUUGGAACAUGGACUGUCUGUGCAUGAAGAAAUUCCUAAGCAACGCAGGUUUUCGAGGUUUACUUGAUGGAAGUCCCCCCCUGAUUCCUUUAAUUGUGAUCGUCAUCUCAAUCACCAUCCUGGUGGAGGAGAUUCGUCAGAACAAUCAAGGUUGCAGUGCUGUCUCAUUAACAUGGAUCAUGGUGGGCUUAAUAUUGGGCAUCGGUUUUCUCAUCUUUGUAUUUUAUAUCGCAAUGUGGUGCUACUCAAAUAAGGAGAGAAACAGAAAUCCAACACCUAAUGAUUCACAGCAGGAUGAAUGUGUGGAACUACAAUCUCGAAAUUCCAGUGAGCAAGACUCAAAUAAGGAGAGAAACAGAAAUCCAACACCUAAUGAUUCACAGCAGGAUGAAUGUGUGGAACUACAAUCUCGAAAUUCCAGUGAGCAAGGUUGUUAAUUAAAACUCCCUUGAAAUGAGUGUCAUUGUAGAAAUUUCCUGAUAGCAGUGUGGUGGUUUGGUCUCCAACUCUCCAAAAGGAAUUUGGGAAUUAUGUAUACUACAUAUUGACUGUUUCUUCAUUUCAAGAACCUCAUUGCCUGAUUACAGACAGUGUUCAUUUCUGUUGGUUUAAUUUCUGUUCUCACUGUUGUAUCACACACCUCCUGUAUAAGGAACUAGGGAACACUUCCUUGAAGAGAGGCUGAUGAUAUCUCCUUAACAUUUGAGGUUGGAUUAUGUUGAGAACAGCAAA
Hemiscyllium ocellatum (epaulette shark) is the source of this 2638-nucleotide messenger RNA. RefSeq lists its product as uncharacterized. Bases 970 to 2343 code for a protein of 457 amino acids. The record is from RefSeq and is a predicted model, not a curated record. Lineage: Eukaryota; Metazoa; Chordata; Chondrichthyes; Orectolobiformes; Hemiscylliidae. The transcript is spliced from 14 exons.